Molecule: messenger RNA, 3243 nt
Organism: Labeo rohita (rohu)
Lineage: Eukaryota; Metazoa; Chordata; Actinopteri; Cypriniformes; Cyprinidae
Product: NACHT, LRR and PYD domains-containing protein 3-like
Molecular function (GO): protein binding
Source: RefSeq, a predicted model, not a curated record
AGUCCAGCUGUGUGUCUGUGAGGAGGGACACGUCUGUGAAAAAUCCAAUAAUGUUUAAGAGUGGAGAUACAAAGACUGACCUCAGUUCAGCUCAGCAGAAGGGAUCAGAACCAGAGCCCAGCUGUGUGUCUAUGAUGAGGGACUCGUCUAUGAAAAAUCCAAUAAUGUUUAAGAGUGGAGAUACAAAGACUGACCUCAGUUCAUUUCAGCAGAAGAGAUCAGAACCAGAGUCCAGCUGUGUGUCUAUGAGUAGGGACACGUCUAUGAAAAAUCCAAUAAUGUUUAAGAGUGGUGAUACAAAGACUGACCUCAGCCAUGAAGUCCUCAACACAUUUAGAUCAAAUCUGAUGAAGAAGUUUGAGCGUCUGUAUGAGGGAACAGUGACGCAGGGAAACCCAACACUCCUGAAUGAGAUCUACACAGAGCUCUACAUCACAGAGAGUCAGAGUGGAGAGAUCAGUAAUGAGCAUGAGGUGAGACAGAUUGAGACACAAUCCAGGAGAACAGCAACAGAGGACACAGCCAUCAAAUGCAAUGACAUCUUUAGACCUUUACCUGGACAAGACAAAGCCAUCAGAACUGUGCUGACAAAGGGAGUCGCUGGCAUUGGAAAAACAGUCUCUGUGCAGAAGUUCAUCCUGGACUGGGCUGAAGGGAAAGAGAAUCAGGACGUCCAGCUCAUAUUUCCACUUCCUUUCAGAGAAAUCAACUUGAUGAAGGACAAAACACUCAGUCUUUCAGAUCUUCUUCAUGUCUUUUUCCCUGAAACUAAAGAAAUGGAAAUAUCCAUUGAUGAAUAUAAAGUGUUGUUCAUCUUUGAUGGUCUGGAUGAGUGUCGUCUGUCUCUGGAUUUUCAGAGCGAUGUGAGGUUGUGUGAUGUAAGUGAAUCGGCUUCAGUAGAUGUGCUGCUGACGAACCUGAUUGUGGGGAAUCUGCUUCCCUCUGCUCUCAUCUGGAUCACCUCCAGACCAGCAGCAGCUGAUCUCGUCCCCUCUGAGUGUGUCCAUCGAGUGACAGAGGUACGAGGAUUUAAUGAGCCACAGAAGGAGGAAUACUUCAGGAAGAGAAUCAGUGAUCAGAGUCUGGCCAACAGGAUCAUCUCACACCUGAAGUCAUCAAGGAGCCUCUACAUCAUGUGCCACAUCCCAGUGUUCUGCUGGAUCUCAGCCGCUGUUUUAGAGAAGAUGUUGAGUCAAGCAGAAAGUGGAGAGAUUCCCAAGACUCUCACUCAAAUGUACACACACUUCCUGAUCCUUCAGACCAACAUCAAAUGUGAGAAGGACUAUGAGAAGAAGGUGACAGAUGAAGACAUGAUCCUCAAACUGGGGAAAGUGGCUUUUCAGCAGCUUGUGAAAGGUAACCUGAUCUUCUAUGAGGAAGACCUGAGAGAGUGUGGCAUUGAUGUGACAGAAGCAUCAGUGUACUCAGGGUUGUGCACUCAGAUCUUCAGAGAGGAGUGUGGCUUGUAUCAGGGGAAAGUCUUCUGCUUUGUUCAUCUGAGCAUUCAGGAACAUCUAGCAGCUCUAUAUGUGCACCUCUCCUGGACAAACAACAACAUAAAUGUGUUUGACCAAAUCACCAAACAGAGUUUAUGGUCUAAAGUGAAGGACUGGUUUCAACUCAGUUCAUCAAAACAUGUCUCAUUAUCUGAGCUGCAUCAGAGAGCUGUGGAUGAGGCUCUACAGAGUAAAAAUGGACAUCUGGAUCUUUUCCUGCGGUUCCUUCUGGGUUUGUCAGUGGAGUCUCAUCAGAUUCUCCUACAAAGACUAAUGAAACAGACAAGAAGCAGCUCUGACAGCAAUGAGAAAACAGUUGAGUACAUCAAGAAGAAGAUCAGGACCAUUGACUCUCCAGAGAAAUCCAUCAAUCUGUUUCACUGUCUGAAUGAACUGGGUGAUCAUUCACUAGUGGAGGAAAUACAACAGUAUCUGAAAUCUGGAAGAAUAAAGGAAGCCAAAAUCUCUUCAUCUCAGUGGUCAGCUGUAGUUUUUGUGUUGUUGACAUCAGAGAAAAAGCUGGAUGAGUUUGAUUUUAAUAAAUUUGUUUGUGAAAAUAAAACCAAAAAACUGAAAGUUCUUCAUAAGAUGCUGCCUGUGAUUAAAGAAUCCAGAUCAGUUCAGUUGAUAAAUUGUGGCAUCACAGAUGAAGGUUGUGCUGCUCUGGCUUCAGCUCUGAGAUCAAACCCCUCACACCUGAGACAACUGAAUCUGUCUGAGAAUAAACUAGGAGAUUCUGGAGUCAGGCUGCUGUCUGCUGUACUGGAGGAUCCUCACUGUAAACUGGAGAUACUGUGGUUGAGUUAUUGUGGCAUCACAGAUGAAGGUUGUGCUGCUCUGGCUUCAGCUCUGAGAUCAAACCCCUCACAUCUGAGACACCUCGGUCUGUCUGGAAAUAAAAUAGGAAAUUCUGUGAAUCUGCUCUCUCGUGUUCUACAAAAUCCUCAAUGUAAACUGGAGAUACUGUGGUUGGUUGAUUGUGGAGUCACAGAUGAAGGUUGUGCUGCUCUGGCUUCAGCUCUGAGAUCAAACCCCUCACACCUGAGACACCUAAGACUGUCUAGGAAUAAACUAGGAAAAUCAGGAGUGAAGUUACUCUCUGAUCUGAGAGAUGAUCCACUUUAUAAACUGGACACAAUAUACUAUUGACUCUCAGUAUUUAGACGUCAGUCCAGUUUCCUCAGGAUCAGCUGAUGGUGAAUAAGGAGCCGCUACAGAGACGUCACAGUCACACAAUCAACAGAGACUGAAGACACAGAGACAUGCAGUAUCACACUGUCAUGUGUGUCGUCUUUCACUUUUUGUUUUAUAGGUAAUGGUCCAUAAAUUUCCAUAAAUUGAGUGCUGAAUCAUUUUGGAUUCACUAGAUAUUGCCUACAAUGUUGAUCAGUUGUGUCAAACAUACGGGCCACAAAGAUGUUCAAUCUGACCCACGGGAUGACUUGAACAAUAAUGUUAACUAAUAAAUAACACAUUAUUUUGAAAAUAAAAGUUUAUUUGUGUUACAAACUGCUCAAAGACUUUGGUUGAAGAUCCAAACACAGCUUUAUUAAGGGUAAUCCACAAUUGUAAUCCAAAUACCAGACAAAGGGUCAAAAUCACAGGGCAAAUAAACAAACAAAUAUUUCCAAAUCAUCCUCACACUGAUUGAAUCCUACUGUGAUGAGGAUGAUCCCCCAUUUGUUAUGCCUAAUGGCUCAAAAGGGACAUGACAUAAAAACAGACACGAGAAAGCCAGAAGUAGAAU